AUGGAAGAAGUGGAUAUGAGCCCUGAGUGGCAAGCCGGUGUUAUUACGUGUGGUGGUCAACUUGGUUCCACUGUACCAUAUGGCAAUUUUCAAAGCUCCGGUGGGAAUCAUCGCGGAUAUGGAGAAGUUAAUGAGGGGGGUUUUUGUGGGGGCGUGUUGGAGGGGGGAAGGAGGAUUCCUUGGGUAGCAUGGGAGCAAGUUUGUAAGGGAAGUGUGAUAGGAGGACUUGGGUUGGGUUUUCUUGCAUGGCAAAAUAAGGCUUUGAUGUUGAACUGGGGGUGGCGGUUUGGGGUUGAGCAGCAGGCUUUAUGGCGGCAGGUGCUGUGUCAAAAACAUCCUUCCACAGCAGCUGCGCACCUCCUUCCUCUUCUCCGGCAGCGCGCGCCUCCUCCCUCUCCUCCGGUUGCGCGCGCCUCCUUCUUCUCCUCCGGUCGCGCGCCGCCUACCUCUCCUCCGGUCGCGUGCCCCUCCUGCACUCUCGCCGAGCCUCUUCACGUCUACAGAAAAAAGCUCCAAAAAUGGACUCAACCCAAUGUCAAGAGAAUGGAAACAAAGAUGGUCCCUCCCUCUUUUCACGCAAUCCCUAAAUCCUUGCUGAAGCUCAAAUCGUCGUCGCACUGCUGGAAGCUCUCAACUCAGGAACAACGGUUCACUGCUGAAGCCCACCGCUGUCGCUGCCGCCGUCGCACUGCUUGAAGCACUGCCGCAGGUACCUUCUUCAUUUGUGUUUAUUUUUCCCUGCUGCUGUGAGACUCUACUUUCCUCUCGG
Lotus japonicus is the source of this 769-nucleotide messenger RNA. RefSeq lists its product as uncharacterized. NCBI's taxonomy places the organism in Eukaryota, Viridiplantae, Streptophyta, Magnoliopsida, Fabales, Fabaceae. Bases 1 to 696 code for a protein of 231 amino acids. The transcript is spliced from 6 exons. The record is from RefSeq and is a predicted model, not a curated record.